AUGCGCGCGAAAGAGAGCGGGCGCGCCGCGCCGGACGCCGGACGAGCUCCGUCGGAUGUCGGCCGGGCACCACGCGCGGCAGCUCUGCGCGCCACGUUCCAGCGCGGCGCUGGAACGACGCGGCGUAUCGCUGCUCUCGAGCAUAUCUUGUCGGGCUUGCCAUCGGCGGCGGCAGGGCCCGCGCGGAGCAAUGUCCGCGGUGCUGGCGCCCUUGCUGCUGCCGCUCCAGGCGCAGCAAGGGCGAACUCGAUUGCUAACGCGCGCGCUGGCGGCCCCAUCGAGUGGCACGAGGGCCGUUCGAUUUUGAUUAUCGUGGGACGGCCGCCGCGCGGGCGUAGCGGGCUCCGGUCGACUGGCCCGCCGAACUCGAGCCCAGCAGCUCGAGUGAAGCAACAGCAGGGCCGACGAUUGCCAGCAUGGAAUGCAGUUCGUGUGGCGGUGAAUGAAGAGCGGCGGAUCGCUAGUAUAUAA
Molecule: messenger RNA, 471 nt
Organism: Phytophthora sojae
Lineage: Eukaryota; Oomycota; Peronosporomycetes; Peronosporales; Peronosporaceae
Exons: 1
Coding region: 1-471 (156 amino acids)
Source: RefSeq, a predicted model, not a curated record